UCCAGGAGGAUGACUGUCUGUUUUAUGACUGCGUCAGAUGAGUGAACACCUUUUACCUUUUCUAGUUUAAAGCUCAAAGUCCACCUGACAGACACGGGCGACCCAGAGAAACGCACCACUAACUGAAUUUAAAAAAUAGCUAAAGGAAGUGAUUCUGCCGGCUGGAACCUCACAAGACGAAGUUUGAUAUCGGGAACAUUCGAAGAAAUUGAACUCUGGAGCUGAAUCCGCUCUCACACAUGGAUGGUACCUGAAGGCAAGCAGGUCGGAUAAAGGUUGUCGCUGUGCGACUGGCUGGUAGCCAUUUUGGAGACGGACACAGCAGUAUAGCUGCAGGUGGAGAUCCUCCUGAUUCCUCCACGUACCAGCACAGCGGCGCCUCAUGUAUGGCAGCAUGGAGCCUGGAGCCAGUGGGCCACCGCUCCAGGUUCUUGGAGAGAAUGAGGCACUGCAACAGUUCUUCAGCGGUCAGGAUUUCAGUAGUGUUGCUGUAGAUACCAGCAUCCUGGAGCAGUACCUCAGUAAUGACAUGGACCCUAGCAACUUCAUGCUUCCUGAGUCUCCUCCUGAUUCGAGCUCGGAGGCCUGUUCUCCUCCACAGAUACCAGACCUCGGACACGAACAAUCCGGUUGGUCCACGCGUCCAGAGGCGUCUAGAGCAAACCUCCCCACGUCCUGUCAUUUUAAGGAUCAAGUCUCCUCUGCGCCCAACCCUGACCGACUCAUUCGACCCCCUUCCUGUCGGUUAAAAGAUGGAGGCUCUGACUUUAUGACCCACAACCAGCUGUGUGGUUUGGGCCUCACAGACACUUACAUAAAAUCUAGGACUCCACCUGAGCCACAUGUUCUAGCCUCUAACAACCCACCUGAACACUACUUAAAUUCAGGAAGCGCUUUGCAAGGUUACACUCCACCCACACCUCCUUCUCCAUCCUUACCUCCAUCCAGUACCUACAUUUCCCCCAUGACCGACCCAGGUAUGGUCCAGCAUCUCCCUGUGUCAUCUUCAUACCAUGUGAUCAGCUCAGUGCCCACUGUACACACCUGUACCCAGGACAGUAAAAGGAGAAAGAGAUCUGACUCUGAGGGGUCGUUUGCAGCAGUUGAUGCUGCAUGUUGUGAAGAUGAUGGGACUCGUAACACUGGGACGGGGAGCACUCUAAGUGGACCGAGUCUGGGUUCCUCCCAGUUGCUUAGAUGGGAACACUACAGGCGAGAACAUUGGAGCACUUUAUGCAACACUAGCUACCAAACAUUGGAGCCUCCUGGCUACCACAUUGAUACAGAUAAAGGCUUUAACUACUCUACAGCUGAUGAGGCCUUUGUGUGCCAGAAGAAGAACCACUUUCAGGUCACAGUUCACAUUGGUGUGGCUGCAGAGCCACAUUAUGUCAGAACGCCCAGCGGACUGCAGAAAAUUGGCCAUUUCCAGAUAAAAGUGUUUGGGAUUAAGCUUGAAACACCCAGCCAUGAGGUGACCAUAGAGCAGUCUCAACCCGACCGCAGCAAGAAGCCUUUUCACCCUGUCAGGGUCAGUUUGCAUGGUGGCAAAAUAACCAAAGUAACUCUUGGCCGACUGCACUUCAGCGAGACAACAGCCAACAACAUGAGGAAGAAAGGCAGACCCAACCCUGAACAGAGGUAUUUUCAGAUGGUGGUCGGCCUUUGUGCUGCCGUCAAAGACGAGACUUUUCUUCUUGCUGCUCUGGUUUCAGAGAGAAUUAUUGUUAGGGCGUCUAAUCCAGGCCAGUUUGAGACCGACAGUGACAACUUGUGGCACCAUGGGUCAGUGCCGGAAGCUGCGGUCUGUCACGGUCGAGUUGGCAUCAACACAGACUCCCCUGAUGAAGCCCUGGUAGUAUGCGGUAAUGCUAAGGUGAUGGGUGCCAUCAUGCAACCGUCUGACUGCCGGGCCAAGGAAAACAUACAGGAGGUCGACUCUGAGCAACUGCUUAAGAGAAUCAAUCAGAUGAGGAUAAUUGAGUUCGAUUACAAGCCAGAGUUUGCCUCCACCAUGGGAAUUGAUCAUACCCAUCAGACAGGAGUAAUAGCUCAGGAGGUGAAGGAGCUGCUUCCAUCGGCAGUCAUGGAGGUCGGCGACAUCACCUGCUCAGAUGGAGAAACAAUACAAAAUUUCCUCAUGGUUGACAGGGAGCAGAUCUUCAUGGAGAACGUAGGAGCUGUACAACAGUUGUCAAAGCUUACGGACAACCUGGAGACUCGUAUUCAAGAGCUGGAAGUUUGGAACCGCCGACUAGCAAAGUUGAAGAGCCUGACGGGUAGCCUGCGCUCCACUAGCAGUAAAGCUCAGGUUCACAACAGCGCGUCAGCAACACCGAACCCAGAGCCGUGUAAGACUGCAAAGGCUCAAAAGAAGAACCAGUGUCAGAAAUUCAUCCACCUUCUGCAGAAUAAGAUCUUCCUGGCCAGCGUCUUUACCUUCCUGGUCACUAUGGCUGUCUGUAUAAUCUCCAUUUCAGCUCUCUACCUGGCAAAUUUGAAGGAAGGAGACAUGGGCAACCAUCUUGGUCACAGCAACAGCAGUGAAUCACCUGUGCCAACAGGGGCUUCAACUACUGCAGCCUCAGUAACAACACAUCCUGGUUUCUGGCCUCCUGAUGUGAGCUUCUGUAACCUGUUGUACUGUGAUCAGGUGUACUGCUGCCCUUCAUCUGCAGAGGGCAGCACUGUCUCCAGCACCCCAGCCACUGAACCAACCAGAAGCAUGACAAGAACAGGAAUAAGACAAGAAAACGUUAACCACAGCUUGAGAAGUGUUGGAGACUGGCGAAACACAACAAUUCACACAUUCAUGAUUAAAGAGAACCAGCAGGUGAUUGAUGGCAGAUACUGCAUGAGGGAUGAAUGUGGGCCUGAAAGAUACGUUUUUAGAGUUCCUAUCAGCCAAUUUGUCCCUGUCAACAUGAGAAUCACACUGCUUAUGAAUUCUACUGAGUUGUUGGUGGUCCAUCUAUGUGCUGUAGAUGAGCCCACCCACUGUUCUGCUCUGCUGAGCGCUACCACAGCCUCUGACAGCAGGUACCCAUCAAAUACACAGGGGGAACAUGAGUGGCCUCUUCAUGUGGCUCGUCUUCAUCACAGCUCGUAUUACUUCCGGUCUGCAGUAGCUGGUCAAGCAGACUGCAGUACUGACCAUCACUACGUGGGGGCGCUCUUUACAGAUUAUCACUUCAACUUCUACAGACGCUGCACAGACACAUAAACAUGAGCUCCUCACAGAGAAUGAAUUAAAACCAAUUAAGUCAGAUCCCUGCUUUCACUGCUUAAGUCAGACAAAGAAACCGAAGAAGACUUUUAUUACUGUGCUGUAAUGUUGUUUUUAUAAAAUGCAAAUUUUUUUGUGAAAGGAAGCAAAUUAUAAAAGCCGUCAGCAAUGAAAGUGUCUUAAAUUACAUAACUAGUCCCUUUAAAUCUGUUUGGCACACGUUUGUUGCUUUGCUGACCUGGGGACAAAGCAAGGGAAAUGUAUCCAGAAAAACUGACACUGCCAUUUAAAUGGAGCAAAAAUCUGCUGUAUGUAGUUUUUUCCUGAAAUAUUUUUAUUCCCAGUGAAGGACUUGGAAGUUUUACCUUUGUUUACGUAAAGCCUGAAUUUGUACAGUAAUAAACAUGUGCUUAGGGGUUGUUAAAAUGGCUGUUCAGCAGUUUGCACUUCUGUUGGCUAUUUAAAGCAAAUAAAUCUCUUCUAAAUCUGACUACAAUUAAAUGCUUUAAAUGUUUUUUUUUUUUGUAGUUUUUGUUGUUGUGAGAUCCAUGUGCUGCGAAGUAGUAUGCAAAAAAAAAAAAAAAAGAUUUUUAACAAUUAAACAACAAAAAUCUGAAAUCACAAAACUGUCAAAGAAAACAAGAAGCAAAUAUGAACAUUAUUAAAUGCAAACUUUGUCUUCUAAAAACCAAUCCAAUUUCAUAGCCAGAGAUUUACCUAUAAAAGGUGCAGUGGCCCAAAAGGUGUCAGCUUUUGUGGAUUAUUUUGAUGUAAACCUGGUUCUGGUCCUCCUGUGCCAGUGUCUCGCAUGCUUUGUACAGUAUGUGUUACAUGUUUCGUUUCUGGAGGCCUCCUUAUUUAAAUGGGUCGGCCUUUAGCUGGGUCUUGCUGACAUUUGAGGCGAGAUUUAGAGAUAACUCAUUGAAUCAAGUGUGUUGGAGAGGAAACGUGCACAAAACUUGUAAAUCCUUGAGAACUGGAGUUGCCCAAACCUGUAAACAGCUCAAAUGUGCUAUCUUAAUUUGUAAUCGCUUUUCCAUAAACUGUCUUUUAUUGUGUUAGUCUGAAGAAAAAUGUUAGAAGUUUUUUUAUUCAACUCUAGAAAUCAGAAUUUCCUAGUUUGCAAUUUAAUUCUCGCACCAAAUACCUUUAGCGCUAUAUCUGAUAGAGGCUCACAACCACUGUAGCCCUCAGCAAGUUUACGCAAAGCUAGGAAAAGAGUUAAAGGGAUAAGGGGAACGGGAUGAAACGGGAGUGGGUCUAACUAAUACAAAGUACUUUGGUUACCUGAAGGAAAGAUAUACUGAUGUCGUGUGAGUUAUUUAUGAAUGUAAAACUGUUUAACUUAAUCUUUUCUAUGAGCUGAACUGAGUGAAUCCUGACUGCUUUAAUAAAAUGUUGUAAAAUGUUA
This is a messenger RNA of Girardinichthys multiradiatus, 4637 nucleotides long. RefSeq names its product myelin regulatory factor-like protein. Gene Ontology annotation, biological process: protein autoprocessing; positive regulation of DNA-templated transcription. Bases 383 to 3223 code for a protein of 946 amino acids. Gene Ontology annotation, cellular component: endoplasmic reticulum membrane; nucleus. The transcript is spliced from 24 exons. The record is from RefSeq and is a predicted model, not a curated record. NCBI's taxonomy places the organism in Eukaryota, Metazoa, Chordata, Actinopteri, Cyprinodontiformes, Goodeidae. Gene Ontology annotation, molecular function: DNA-binding transcription factor activity; sequence-specific DNA binding.